AUGACCGACAAAGACACUUCCACUCUUCAGUCAUAUGUCGACAGUGCGACAGGAGCAGUCCAAAGCGCCAUUGGCUCUCUCACAGGCAACACCACCGACCAAGCGCGAGGAGAACAAAAGAAAGACGUUGCUCAAACCAAAGAGGAGCUCUCUCACGCCGGAGCCAACAUCGGAGGCCACUCCAUAUCAGCCUCUGGCGUGGCGAAGAACGAUCCCAAUCGCAGUGAAGGCAACUGGAAUCAGACCGUCGGCUCCGGAAAGGAGUUUGUAGGCGGAGCGUUGGGUCUUGAUGGGUUGAAGAAGGAGGGACAGCAGCAGAACGAGGAAGGUAAGGCUCAGGAGGCCGCCGGCCAACUCAACGAUCUCGGAACUGGUUUCAUGAACCGUGUGUCUGGUACUGUUGGUGGUGCUGUCGCUGGUCUGACGGGUGACCGAGAGGCCCAGGCCAAGGCUCAGGAGAAGCAUGAUGUCGGAAAGACAUUGCAGAGAGGCGUAGAGGCGGAGGUAUCAAAGCAGGCUCAGUAAGGGUCGGAAGGGAAGUGGUUGAGGAGUUAUUGUCUGCGGUGAUCGCAGUGACCACGACCAAAGUCCCGGGUCGAUUGUCGUUCCCUUGUCGCCAUCUCGAUCGGUCUUACAUGCUUGCACUGCACGUACCGUUUUGCUGGGAUAUAGUUCUAUCCAGGUAGCCCUGUAAAGUUACCAACUCAUUCAUCGCCGUC
Molecule: messenger RNA, 719 nt
Organism: Zymoseptoria tritici IPO323
Lineage: Eukaryota; Fungi; Ascomycota; Dothideomycetes; Mycosphaerellales; Mycosphaerellaceae
Exons: 4
Coding region: 1-525 (174 amino acids)
Source: RefSeq, a predicted model, not a curated record